AUGUUUUUCUUUGUUGUCAGGUCGAACAUGAAAGCAACCAGCCUGAGGGCACCAUCACCGAGAUCAAUGGCGGCAGUGCCAACGUCGGCCAAGGCUUCGGAGGAAGGUAAGGAUAUAUGCUUCAUGCUUGAGCAAGCUUCUAAUACCCAGAAACACUCACUGACUCCUGGAUCAAGUAACGUCUGGCUCAGGACGAUCAAAGCUGAUAAGCCGGACAUGAUGAUGGAUAUCAUUUUCAUCUACAUUGGACAUGGCGAGGCAGCCCGAACGGAUGAUCUCGCAAAGGGUGCUAGUGGCGACUACCGCUUCCUUGAUUGGACCCGUAACAUGACUGCCACUCGGUAA
This is a messenger RNA of Fusarium redolens, 345 nucleotides long. RefSeq lists its product as uncharacterized. The transcript has a single exon. Bases 1 to 345 code for a protein of 114 amino acids. The record is from RefSeq and is a predicted model, not a curated record. Lineage: Eukaryota; Fungi; Ascomycota; Sordariomycetes; Hypocreales; Nectriaceae.